CGUGACAACUCCACAAGGGAGAACCCAUGAUAUUACGGCGCUCCAUAACGGGGACUAACAUAGCCAUAGGGGAUGGAUAUGACAAGGAUUCGCGCCGGUUCGAUUCGAGUUCCGAUCUCAGCCAGAAUCGGGUACGGGCGAAUAGAUUCAGAAAUUGGGGUAGCUGUAGGCCAAAUCCACGCCAAACAGCUUUUCUGCAAAGAAUGCUCAGCUCUCGCCUUAUUUUGAAGGUACUGUCCGCACUUAUAGGUUUAUUAGCAAUAGUCAAUCUCUGGGUAUGGAAGUACCACUUGUUCGCGCCCGGUAGUUGCUUGACGCCUUCUACAGUAGAGCGAGAGAUACAACAUAACAGCUACAUGUCCCUGGCUCAGGACUACUAUGAAAGUAUAGGGCUGGAUGGGCCGCAUGACCACGUGCAGUUAUCCUCAAAUCUGCAACGUCGUAAAGAAUGUGAGAGUGUACGUGAUAUACAGAUACAGAUCAUAACUCGCAAUCGGAAGUUGCCAUAUAUCAAAUUAGCCUUGUGGUCGUUGCUUCACACUAGUAGUGCACCACGAGCUAGCAACGACAACGAGAUUGUACCGUCGACAAGGGGAGCGAGGGAGGCGUUGAAUGAGCGUUCUGUGGUGUCGAAAGAAACCUGCAUACUAGAAAGUCUACACAUAGGUAUUAUAAACACACAAGAGCCCAGCGAAGCGCACAUUGAAUUGGCGAGACUACGCGAGAUUGAAGCAGUAGAUGUCGUAGAUCUGCACCCAGGCCAGGAGGGCAGGGCACAUACAAACACCAGCUACACUACGUUAUACCAACAGUAUGUCAACGAGCACUACGAUUACCUACGCACCUUGCAAGCGUGCAAGGAGAGCGCACGUGAUUGGUGCUUGGUAGUGGAAGAUGAUGCCAUGGCAACCAGUGAUCUGGCACUUGUGUUCCAUCAGUACAUAUUAGACUCGGACGUCGUGUUUGGUAUUGAGGAAAAAGUGGGUAUGAUCAAGUUAUAUCAGACCAGUAAGCAAUCCAAUGAUAUCGGGCUACCACCGAUGUCUCUGUUCAAGAUGUUUAUAUAUUUCCUGCUUGCCUUAGCGGUCAUAGCGUACACACUGAGCGUACUUACAUGUCUCGUAGUGGAGCGUAGAUUGGGCACACCCUCUGUAGUACACCCAUACACAUAUCAAUCGGUUGUCAUAGUGAUACUGGUUGCAACUUUGUUCACGGGGAUGUAUGGGGCGAGGCAGUACUACGACCCUCUAUCACCACGCAAACACUUCACUGUCGUAGAGGUCAUCAAUACGGACGCUACAGUCGCGAUAGCGUUCCCAAGACACUCAGUGAUUAAACUUCACACAUACCUGGAGGAGCGGUUCACGUUACGAGAUGUGGAGGUACUCAAACCUGUAGAUCAUGAGAUAUACUUCUACUUCGCGGCGCAGGAGGAUAUGAGCGCGUACAGGUCUAUGCCCAGUAUGUUCCAGCAUAUGGGGGCGUAUUCGUCGUUUACAACAAGAUAUAGGAAUCCUGUACACGCUGCCUAUGGCGAGUUCGGGCCCACUUUUCUGCAAGACUUUGCAUGGUAUGGUUGAGGUCUGUAUAUAACCAACGCAACACGCACAUAAUUCAUAGGGCCAUAACUAUCACAAUGGUGGUUCCUCCUAGACCCGCCUCUGAAUUUCAGAGCAGAAACAGUUGAUUCUGGUUCGCUUAUAUAAGAUUUUUAGCCUUUAGUGGAGAUGUGGAAGGCACAUAUGUAGCCGUUAUACGAGGAGUACUAUAGUAUCUGCUAUGCCAGGCUACCACCACUCAAGUGCUUGGGGGACUUCUGAACACCAACGUGAAGUCAAAUGCCGACUUUGUAUGUCUUUGUUCCCGUUCUCAGUCCCGGCCUUCACCAUGUGCUUGCUGUGCUGGCUGGUUUCAGCAAUGUCCAAUGGUCGUGCAACGUGUCGAGUGUCUACAUGCUCAUCAAUGGCAUGUACAUUAUAGCUCAAUUUGCAAUUUACUGGUGUAUGCAUAUCAACCCACUGUGUGGUGUACAGAUACAAGCAUUACCACUGCUCGCGUGCUUCCUUGGCGCGCUUUCUACCGCUUAGAGCGCAGGCUAUAUCGGAAUCUGCAAAGUCUUCCAUUUUAAUUCUAGUGACCCAGCUGCAGGAUGUAAGGCAGUACAACAGCAGCCAUCUAACUUGACUACACAAUAGGAAGCGGCAGGAACAGACCUGGAAACCGAAUAACAUGAACAAAUCUGCAAUUGCGACCAUUUUGUGGCAAUUCUGCAGAAAACCUAGAUAUCCCUUUUAUCAGCAACCGUAGCACAAGUGAAGCAAUAUUCGCCGUUCGUGUUCUUACUACGGUGUGUACAGUUGCCGAUCACUCUGCCCAACUAUCACAACUUAGACCUCACCGCUCAAUCAUCACAAAUAUUUCUGCACAUCUCAAAUGCAAUCGUGGUAUAUACCGCAAACACAUAAUCGUAUGCAAACACAUAAUCGCGAAGCAUUAACAUUAGGUAUCUUAGGUAACAUUAGGUUUGCUAUAGUCUUCACAUCAUAUAUGACCUCAGACGAAUUGCCGUGUGAGUGCACAAACAAGCAAUAGUGGACUGACCACUAUUUCGGAUAAAACAGAUUAUAU
Molecule: messenger RNA, 2628 nt
Organism: Sphaeroforma arctica JP610
Lineage: Eukaryota; Ichthyosporea; Ichthyophonida
Exons: 1
Coding region: 27-1580 (517 amino acids)
Biological process (GO): GPI anchor biosynthetic process
Cellular component (GO): Golgi membrane
Molecular function (GO): glycosyltransferase activity
Source: RefSeq, a predicted model, not a curated record